Messenger RNA from Homarus americanus (American lobster), 367 nucleotides. RefSeq lists its product as uncharacterized. The transcript has 2 exons. The annotation marks the transcript as partial. Lineage: Eukaryota; Metazoa; Arthropoda; Malacostraca; Decapoda; Nephropidae. The record is from RefSeq and is a predicted model, not a curated record.
UACAGGCCACAUCAUGUCUACGGUCGUCAACGGGCAUCGGGACGAGGAUUCCACCCACACCCAUGGCCACACCCACCAGGGCCACACCCACCAGGGCCACAUUCACCAGGGCCGCACUCAUCAUGGCCACAUCCUGCCUAUGCUCAGCUUCAGUGCUUCAACACCCACGGAUGAGGAGAAUCCCUUGGAUACGAAUCCCGCGAUAGCCAUUGACACGCCUCUAUGGAGACAACCAGAGGAUGUCAUUGGCUCCUCGAUGGUGACGGAACCUCCUCCAAGGCUUGAACGACCCAGUAUGACUUCCACCACCAACACCGACACCCAGACGACGGCGGCGACAACGGUGACGACGACGCCCUACAUCGAC